This is a messenger RNA of Vigna umbellata (rice bean), 1163 nucleotides long. Its product is annotated as eukaryotic translation initiation factor 2 beta subunit. The record is from RefSeq and is a predicted model, not a curated record. Gene Ontology annotation, molecular function: mRNA binding; translation initiation factor activity; translation initiation factor binding. Gene Ontology annotation, cellular component: eukaryotic translation initiation factor 2 complex. Lineage: Eukaryota; Viridiplantae; Streptophyta; Magnoliopsida; Fabales; Fabaceae. Gene Ontology annotation, biological process: translational initiation; formation of translation preinitiation complex.
AUGCACAAACAUAGAAGAAGGAAAAGAGAAGAGGUAGUGCAGCGCUGAGUUUUGUGGGGGAAAGAAAGGGUUUUUCAUUUCGCGACCACCGGCCGCAAUCUUGUCUCCAGGGAUUCCAUUAUCUCUGCCCUCACUCCAAAGCUUUUCUUUGCGCUAUCAGCAAUCAUGGCGGAUGAAACACAAAAUGAACUGAAGGAGGAGAUUCCAGAAAUUGUACCCUUUGACCCUACCAAAAAGAAGAAGAAAAAGAAAAUUACAAUUGUAGAUCCUGCUGAUGACCCCGUGGAGAAAUUGGCUGAGAAGACGGAAAACCUCACAGUUUCUGAUGGGGUUGAGGCUGCAUUUACUGGUUUGAAAAAGAAAAAGAAGAAGCCUGUUGAAAUGAGUAACUUGAAUGAUGAGAGCGGAGAUGCAAUUGAAGAUUUGGAUGAUCAUGCUGAAGAGGAUGAAGGAGAAAUGGUUGUUCCUCAGGCUCGUUAUCCUUGGGAAGGGAGUGAUCGUGAUUAUGAAUACGAGGAGCUUCUUGGCAGAGUGUUUAACAUUCUUCGGGAGAAUAAUCCUGAACUUGCUGGAGACAGGCGAAGGACAGUAAUGAGGCCUCCUCAGGUUCUUCGUGAAGGCACAAAGAAAACUGUGUUUGUGAAUUUUAUGGAUCUGUGCAAAACAAUGCAUCGGCAGCCUGACCAUGUCAUGGCUUUCUUGCUGGCUGAGUUGGGUACAAGUGGAUCGCUUGACGGACAGCAGAGAUUGGUUGUUAAGGGAAGGUUUGCACCAAAGAACUUUGAAGGAAUUCUGCGACGAUAUGUCAAUGAGUAUGUCAUUUGCCUUGGAUGCAAGAGCCCAGAUACCAUACUUACGAAGGAGAAUCGUCUCUUCUUUCUCCGGUGUGAAAAGUGUGGAUCAGGACGAUCGGUUGCUCCAAUCAAGGCUGGUUUUGUUGCUCGUGUUGGCCGAAGGAACACGGGAACAUGAUUGGUCCUACUUUAAUAAUCGUAACUGGCUGAGGAGAUGAACCUUUUUAUGAAAGUUUUGCCCAUGUAAUGAUGUAUCUCUUGUCCUACAAUUGAGUUUGUUGCGGUAACGGUAUCUUUAGAGUGAAUAUUGUUAUAUCUUGUGUCUUGGGUGCAAGUAUAAUAAUUCUUUAGUUUAAAAAGAUUGUCAUA